Molecule: messenger RNA, 1115 nt
Organism: Chelmon rostratus (copperband butterflyfish)
Lineage: Eukaryota; Metazoa; Chordata; Actinopteri; Chaetodontiformes; Chaetodontidae
Gene: tnnc1a
Product: troponin C type 1a (slow)
Exons: 6
Coding region: 1-486 (161 amino acids)
Cellular component (GO): myosin II complex
Molecular function (GO): calcium ion binding
Source: RefSeq, a predicted model, not a curated record
AUGAACGACAUCUACAAGGCAGCGGUUGAGCAGCUGACAGAUGAACAGAAAAAUGAGUUCAAGGCCGCCUUUGACAUCUUCGUACAAGACGCGGAAGAUGGCUGCAUCAGCACCAAAGAGCUGGGGAAGGUGAUGAGGAUGCUGGGUCAGAACCCCACACCAGAGGAGCUGCAGGAGAUGAUCGAUGAGGUGGAUGAAGACGGGAGUGGCACGGUGGACUUUGACGAGUUCCUGGUCAUGAUGGUGAGGUGCAUGAAGGACGACAGCAAAGGGAAGUCAGAGGAGGAACUGGCAGAGCUGUUUCGCAUGUUUGACAAAAACGCAGACGGUUACAUCGACCUGGAUGAGCUGAAAAUGAUGCUGGAGUCUACAGGGGAGGCAAUAACUGAGGACGACAUUGAGGAGCUGAUGAAAGACGGGGACAAGAACAACGAUGGCAAGAUUGAUUACGAUGAGUUCUUGGAGUUCAUGAAAGGAGUGGAGUAAUCCUGAACAAGAGAAGAGUGUUAUUUUUGUAUUUCUGUGACUCCACGGCCACCUGUGGAAAACUGGAAGCUGACUUGAUAGAAACAUUGGAACGACUUUGCAAGAUUCAGUUGAACACUGACUGAAUGUUUCUGUAUUUUUCUACCAUCUCUUGCAUUGUUGUAAAUACAGUUUGUAACUACUUUUGGUGCCCAUGUGUACUGAAUUUGUGUAAAUGUAUCCAAAUUACUUAUAUUUUCUAUACAGGCCGCAUAGUAUACCAGUUUGGCUGCUUGAAAUAUCAACUUUGUGUUUGUUUCCCUGACUAAAUCUCUGAAACACAGCCAGUUUACAAAUCUUCUUUCUGAGAGGCUGAUAUUGUUUAGCUGGGCAGAAAAUGUAUGUGUGCACGAAGCAGAACAUAACAGUGAGUCAACAUAGUUUUACACCUGGCUCUGGAAGACUAAUCAUUCUUUAAAAGCAACGCACUGGAUCCAGUCUGUCUACUGUACGUUCUGAUGUGCACAUUGUACAUAUUUCUGUACGAUUAAGAUACCCUCAGGACUUUUUAUUCCUCUCUCAUGCUCCUGGAACACCUGCAUAUUUCUACAUCAAAAGUCUGCUUGGAAUAUGCGCUCAUGUAAUAAACA